Lotus japonicus is the source of this 1247-nucleotide messenger RNA. Its product is annotated as protein STRICTOSIDINE SYNTHASE-LIKE 11-like. The record is from RefSeq and is a predicted model, not a curated record. Gene Ontology annotation, molecular function: strictosidine synthase activity. The transcript has 3 exons. NCBI's taxonomy places the organism in Eukaryota, Viridiplantae, Streptophyta, Magnoliopsida, Fabales, Fabaceae. Gene Ontology annotation, biological process: biosynthetic process. The coding region runs from base 146 to 1150 and encodes 334 amino acids.
UCCCGAAGCUGGGCCCCGGAACCUUGACGCUAGCUCUCUCACGUUCAAGUAAUGACAAUGAGGGAUGAGAACAACGUGAAACAGAACUUGUUUUAUACAUACACAUACAAUCAGUCACCCACUUCAACAUUGUUGGCAAUUAACCAUGUUGAUCAUCACUACCAUUGGGAUCUUAAUCUCCCUCCUCUGUUCACCAUCUACUGUUUUCUCCACCAGAUUACUCGAUAGGCUCUAUCUCCCUUCAUCACUCACAGGACCCGAGACCUUAGCGUUUGAUUCCAUUGGUGGAGGCCCUUACACCGGUGUUUCUGAUGGAAGAAUUAUGAAAUUUGAUGAAUCAGAUCCUUGCCGUUGUUUUGUUGAAUUUGCUCACAUCACCCCAGACAGGAACAAGACAAUGUGCGAUGGCAUUUCUGACUUCUCAUCACUGCAAGAAACAUGUGGAAGGCCUUUGGGACUGAGUUUCAAUUACAACACAGGGGACUUGUAUAUCGUUGAUGCUUAUUUUGGGCUUCUGAAGGUUCCUUAUGAUGGAGGUGCUGCAACUCAACUUGUUGCUGAUAAUGAAGGUGACCCUUUUGGGUUUCUCACUGCUGUUGACGUGGAUCCUCAAACUGGAAUCGUUUAUUUCACAGAAGCUAGCUCUACUUUCAAGAUCAGGGACAUCUAUGAGCUGCUAAAUAGUACAGAUCGUUCUGGAAAACUCUUCAGCUAUGAUCCAAAAACCGAAGAAACCUCAUUGCUACUCGAUGAUAUUGCUGUGGCAGCUGGUGUGGCAGUAAGCAACAACGGUUCCUUUGUCCUUGUUAGCGAGUACAUGGAGAACAGAGUCCUGAGAUUCUGGCUCACCGGACCGAAAGCGAAUUCUGUAGAUCUAUUCUUGGAGCUUCCAGGGAAACCAGACAACAUCAAGAGGAAUUCAAGGAACGAGUUUUGGGUGGCGGUUAACUACGCUUUCGGCCAACCUCCUCCCCCAAUGCCUCCUGUUUUGCCUAUGGGACUCAGGGUCAAUGAGGAAGGGACAGUUUUACAGGCUGUGCCUCUUGUUCAGGCCUUUGGGACUGAAUCAGUCAGUGAUGUUCAGGAGUCUGAUGGGAAACUCUACGCGGCGUCGCUUCGUCUUUCUUAUGCUAACGUUCUCACUGUCUAGCUUUAAUCCCAAUGCUGUGUUUUCAUCGAUGUAAUAUAUAGACAGACUCAGAUUUAUAAUGUUGUUCGUCUAAUGAUUUGCAGCAUAGUUUGUGGUA